AGAUGAUCUGAUCGAUCCAGAAAGCCCGGGCCUUGUUGCGAUCACUCGUUCCAAUCCACCUGGUUCUCCCCAGGCCCCACCACUAUACUAAGGAUAUGGCAAACGUGGUCGAUAUCAACACUCGCGAUGUUCAAAAUCUGAUUAAUGGGAAUGUCGCCGGGGAUCAGAUUGGCGGAAGCAAAUUCGGAGGAGACCAAGUCUCAGGGGACAAGAUCACCGUAGCGAUGCACAAUAUCAUGAUCGGCCCCGCGACAAUAGGCGAGUUCGGAUUGAAGAGCUCAGACAACAACACUAUGAACCAUCUCCAGCGAAUCGCUGAGCUGGUCUCAAUCAUGAUGCUCGCUGAGGUCCAAGAGAGAAACUUGUCGAGCCCUACAACCUCAUUUCUGGGCUUAUCGGAUAUCAGAAACGCCCUUGAAGAGUUCCACAAACUGCACUAUACUGGUACGCUCGAAACCAGCACAGGGAGCCACAGCAUCAACCUCUGCGAUUUGUUCCCUCUGGUAGCCAAUUCGCAGGCAACACUCCACUAUUAUAGCUCAAUGCGGAACAUUCGCCGGCGUAGGGAGGGGAACUCGUUGGCGACCCAAUUACGAAAGUCCCGACAAUUGCGAGACUGGGUAGCUCAGUCUGGUUCCUCUCAGCUCGUGGUGAAAGGCUCCUUCCGCUCUCGUCAUGUGCUCCGAGACUUUGCUGCGGAUAUGAUCGAUCUGCUUCACGCGGAAAAGAGGCUUGUUGCUUGGGUUCUUCAGUACAAUAGCGGCAAGUCGGAGGGUGUAUUCGAAAUCGUGGAUGUUGUGAAACAACUUGUGCGCCAGGUCGUCCAGCAAAAUUCUGGGAUAGUGACUGAACGUGGCGCCUCGUUGACUGCUAGGAGGGUUCAAAAUGCAUCGAGCGUGGACGAUUGGUUUAGCCUGUUAGGAUCGGUGCUGAAUGGGGUCAGGGAAGUGUACUUACUCUUGGAUACAGCGGCCUUCUCAGACCCAGCCCAGGAGUAUCAAUGGUCAUUGAGAUUUGACGAGCUCUUCAAUGAGCUGCGGGAACGUCGAAUUCCUUCAACUCUAAGGGUCGUAUUUAUCAACUAUCGACAAACUAUGAGUCGCCGGCUGCAGGCUUCGCCUGCAACGGUGAUCGAUGUGAACUCACCCCAAGUGGGACAACGGCUGCAGUCACAACCUUGGAGGUCUGCAAGUGGUAAAUAAUGUGUUGUAUAUGGUAGAGUGACUGCUUAAACCUACGGAUUGUGGCGGAGGAUAAAAGGCUCCUUCCUCUUAAGAAAGGCGGUUUCUGGGCGAUUCCCUUCAUUCAUCUAUUUAUCUCCUCUCUCCCUCCCUAUUUGGAAUUCCUGAUUCAUCUGCUCCAUAUACGCUUUGAUGAUAGCCGAAUACCAUCGUUCCUCG
This is a messenger RNA of Aspergillus homomorphus CBS 101889, 1400 nucleotides long. RefSeq lists its product as uncharacterized. The transcript is spliced from 3 exons. The coding region runs from base 96 to 1202 and encodes 368 amino acids. The record is from RefSeq and is a predicted model, not a curated record. Lineage: Eukaryota; Fungi; Ascomycota; Eurotiomycetes; Eurotiales; Aspergillaceae.